AUGUCUGUCGAAACGAUUACUACGAUUUCCCCAACUACGAACAAACCAGUAUGCACUCGUAAUGGGAUAUCAGCUGCAGAUCUGGACUCUCUUCCAACCAUUGCCACUGAGGCCUUCCAAAGCUAUCGCAAGACUUCUUUGGCGGAAAGACAGGCGAUUGUAAAGAAAGCUUUGAAACUUCUGGAUGAUAAGCAAGAUGAGCUAGCAAAAGAACUCACAGAGCAGAUGGGCAGGCCUAUUGCUUACACCGCGAAAGAAAUCACAACUGCAGUCAAGAGAGGAGAAUACCUCUUAAAGAUCAGCGAGGAGGCUCUGAAGGACACAGAUGGAGAGCCAGAGAAGGGUUUCAAAAGAUUUAUUCGUAAAGUACCAGUUGGACCUGUGUUGGUACUCUUCGCAUGGAAUUAUCCAUACCUAAUUCUGGUCAACUCCCUGAUUCCAGCACUUCUUGCUGGAAACUCAGUGAUACUCAAGCCGUCCCCACAAACUCCUACCAUCGUCGAGCAGAUAUCCAAAAUCUUCCUUGAGGCAGGCCUCCCGGAAAAUGUAAUUCAAUACUUCCACUGCGGAUCGUCCCUCAUAAUCGAGGCGAUUGUUAGGAACCCAAAAAUCUCCUUGGUCUGCUUUACUGGAUCUGUUGCUGGAGGCCUAGCAGUUCAGAGUGCAGCUUCCGACCGGAUUGUCAACGUUGGUUUAGAAUUAGGAGGAAAAGAUCCAGCAUACAUUCGAUCCGACGUCGAUGUGGCAUGGGCGGCAGAGGAGAUUGUAGACGGAGCUGUGUUCAACUCAGGUCAAAGCUGUUGCAGUCUUGAGCGAAUAUACGUUCAUGAGAGCAUCCAUGAUAAGUUCGUCGAAGCUGUACAGGGCGUACUGAAGAACUACAAACUUGGCGAUCCCUUCGACAAGGAAACCCACGUCGGUCCGGUGGUAUCAAAGCGAUCGAAGGAAACAAUUGAAGCGCACAUCAAAGAGGCUUUGGAGAAAGGGGCGAAGGAUUCAACUCCCAAAAACGAGUCAUUCGAGUCACCACCACCCGAUGGCAAUUUCGUCAAACCCACUUUACUAACAAACGUUGAUCACACCAUGACAGUUAUGACCGAAGAGACUUUCGGCCCUGUCAUUCCUGUGAUGAAGGUCAAGAGCGACGAAGAGGCAAUCAAGCUCAUGAACGAUAGUCAGUUCGGCUUGACCGCCUCCAUCUGGACCAAAGAUACACAAAAUGGAGCCGAACUCGCCGAGUCAGUGGAUGCUGGAACUGUUUUCGUCAAUAGAUGCGAUUAUCCUAGCCCGGAUCUCGCAUGGACUGGGUGGAAAAACUCUGGGAAGGGAGUAACACUCAGCAAAUUUGGAUUUGAUCAGUUUGUCAAACUGAAGAACUUCCACGUUAAAGAAUAUCCUAAAUGA
Glarea lozoyensis ATCC 20868 is the source of this 1404-nucleotide messenger RNA. RefSeq names its product ALDH-like protein. Gene Ontology annotation, molecular function: aldehyde dehydrogenase (NAD+) activity. The record is from RefSeq and is a predicted model, not a curated record. The transcript has 3 exons. The coding region runs from base 1 to 1404 and encodes 467 amino acids. NCBI's taxonomy places the organism in Eukaryota, Fungi, Ascomycota, Leotiomycetes, Helotiales, Helotiaceae.